ACCUGACUGAGGGGAUCGACCCCUCACGCUCCCCCGUUUUAGCCCAAAGAACCUGGCCAAUCGGGGGCUGGGUUGGGCAAACAGUGUUUCUGUGGACGCCCCGCUGGGAAUGAUGGGACCUGGAACUCAACGUAGCUGGAAAGCGGACCCCCCCCCCCCGCAAACAGCCUCUGGCCGUGGGGUGGCGCGAGGCGUUCUUUGCUGACGUCAUCAGGGGGCGCGGUCGCCGUAGCUCGCAGCGGGAUGAGGGAGGCGGGGGCGGUGGUGCGGCUGCAGGUGGGUCGAAGCGGAGGAGGGGGUCGGUGGGCAGAAACCCCGGAAGGGCCGCCUCGGACCAGGGCUGUUGUCAGGGGUUACCUGAUCAGGAAAAGGCUUCAAAGCAUAAGGAGUAAGUAUGAGAGCAUCAUCAAGGAAAUUGAAGGAGACUUGGAUUGGGUCCAGUGGACUGGCCAUUUCUUCCCAAGACCAGCGUUUCUCUCAAAGUCUGCCAAGAAAUCAAUAAAGCAAUUCAACAGAGAAGAGGUUAAAAUUGACAAGCCACAAAAACAGGAUGCACAAUAUUUUCAAGAGGUAUCACAGUCUAGACAAAUGUGUGACUUUGAGAUGCAGUUUCCAAGCCGACUACUGGCUGAGGUGACAGCCGAACCCAAGAUCGGUGAGGUAGGACAGCAAGCUGUGGAUGCUCAGUCUGGGAAUGCCUGCAGCCUGCCAGGAGAAAACGAGGAAGGUGGGGAACCCAGCAACACCUCAUCUGAUUGGAGCAGCACAGUUCUGUGGAUGGAAUCUCCCAGGAUGAGCCACGAGUCUCAUUUCCCCAGAGCACCGGAAAUGCCCAGAGGGAUGCCUGGCCUGCAGAACUACCGCAAGCACCUGGCUAUGGAGCUACUCUGGCUGCAACAAGCAAUUGCCAGCCGUAAGAAUUAUUUGAUCCUAAGACAGAGAUUGGGGAAACCAGCUUGAGAGCUCACAUAUGAUCUUUUCACACUGAACUGGAGGCUGACACUUUGACCCGCUACCACCAGAAAGGAAGCAAGGGGCUGCAGGCAAGAUGUCCACUGUGUUUCCUUAGAGAGGCCACAUCCUGAAGUCACCAUUGAGAUUUGCAAAAGGAACUGUAAAAACUGGAGGCUGCAAAAUGUUUUCAAGGCUGGCAGAUUUUUGGGAAUUGCAAUUGGUGGAGCAACAUCAGUUUUAUCAGCAUUUGCAAAGCUACGGUAGCUAGUGAUCAGUGGGCCAUGGAAGCUGUUGCCUGUGUGGGCCUUUUUUCCCCAUCAGUUAUAUUAGAGCAGCUUUGACCAGAAAGUUUUCAAUUCCUGGAGAUUAUUCCAGGGUCCCAUAUUUUAGCUGGAACCAAUUUCCUUCACAUUUCCUUUUUGUGGCUACUGGUUUGAUUAUUCUUAAAGUUUUUACUGCAUGGUUGUUUUUGCUAUUUUGCUGGCUUGUUUUUGUUUUAAAUUUGGAUGCGCUCUAUUAAUAAAUUAUUAUGAAAUUAAAUAAAACAUUUUCCCCCAUGCUUCAUUUUUGGCCCAUGACUAUAAAAUUAGGCAAUAUUCCACAUUUUUCAAUUGUGCUAGGCAGUAUGAACCUGCCAGAGACAUUACGGGUAUUUCUC
Molecule: messenger RNA, 1612 nt
Organism: Thamnophis elegans (Western terrestrial garter snake)
Lineage: Eukaryota; Metazoa; Chordata; Lepidosauria; Squamata; Natricidae
Gene: IQCC
Product: IQ motif containing C
Exons: 5
Coding region: 244-960 (238 amino acids)
Molecular function (GO): protein binding
Source: RefSeq, a predicted model, not a curated record